Molecule: messenger RNA, 1012 nt
Organism: Durio zibethinus
Lineage: Eukaryota; Viridiplantae; Streptophyta; Magnoliopsida; Malvales; Malvaceae
Product: membrane-anchored ubiquitin-fold protein 6-like
Molecular function (GO): protein binding
Source: RefSeq, a predicted model, not a curated record
UUCCAUUCAUCACUUCCAACUUUGCCUAAGCUGUUGGGUCAACUUCUUAAACUGAGCUCAAAGGGUUUUUCACAUUCCCUUUCCGUUCAUGAAAUAUGAGUUUUGCUAAUCUUGAACAUGUUUUACAUGAAAUUGAAUUAGUUUGUAUUUAUUUAUGGGUGACAAUGUAAAAGUGUCACUUUCUAUAGCAUUAGAUUUUAUGUUAGAUUCAGUUAAAAAUCUCACUUGAAAAGUUUUGGGUGGUUUCAUUCUUCUCUUUCUAUGUCAAGUUGCAAGGGUUUCUCUCCCUCUUUAUUCUGUUUAUCCUACGUUUCUGAUCAGUCCCAUGUCAAACCACUAAAAGUACCUUUUUUAUUCUUGGAGUUUUAAGUCUCCUCAAUUUUCAAGUGAUCAACUUUCGCAGUCAAUUUUGCAAAAAAAAUAUCUGGGUUACUGAUAGUUUCUUCUGUGAUGUUGGUUUUCCUUUACAAGAAGUAAACUUUAAGUUGUUUGUUAACCAUAUUUUGCACAGAAAAAGAAAGACUUCGUAGUUAACAGUUAUUUCAAUCUGAUUGAGAAAAAAUCUGGUUUUUUUGGAGAUUAGCAUGAGUGUUUGAGGUUAGAUUAUUGGUGAGAGAUUUCAUCUAUGGCUGGAGAAGACUUAGUGGAACUCAAAUUCAGGCUUGCAGAUGGGACUGACAUUGGUCCAAGCAAGUAUAGUCCAGCUACAACUGUGGCAUCUCUCAAAGAAAAAAUACUUGCACAGUGGCCUAAUGACAAGGAAAAUUGCCCAAAAUCAAUACAGGAUAUGAAGCUAAUUAAUGCUGGAAAGAUACUUGAAAACAACAGGACACUUGCUGAGUCCAGACUCCAGGUUGGUGAACUUCCGGGAGGUGCAAUCACAAUGCAUGUCGUUCUGCGUCUUCCUUUGUCAGACAAAAACAAUGAGAAGCAACAGAAUGAUUCUCCAAAGAAAAACAGCUGUUCAUGCACAAUCUUGUAGCUGUCUAAUGAGAUAGCUCACGCUUAUUCU